AAUGAUGAGAUUGCUAGAACAAAACUACGAUGUUCAAUCAGGUUCACUAAAUUAUUACCCAAAGUUCGUAAGCUGUUUACUUUGAUGGAACGAGCUGCCAUGAUUAGAAGCCUCGCUGCAGGAAUAGCUACUUGUAUAUUAAAAAGAUUAGAUGAACCGAUUUUGAUUAUGGCGAUUCAGUCCUUCAAAGGCAAUAAAGUGUCCGCCAUACCUCGAAGAAGACCAAAAAAUAUACCUGAGAGGGCACUUAAGAAGAAAAAAGUGGUGCCUAUUUGUCGACACAUGAAGUUCCCUACUGGGAUUACUACUAUAAAGGUGAAAAAACGCUGUAUUGUCCAUUUAAAGAAGCAUAAGAAGUUGAAAAAAAUGAAAGAUUUUGUUAAGCAUGUUACAAGAAGAGAAAGAGUUAGAUUUAUGGAAAAUAAUAUAUGGACACCUGUAUCUCAUAGGCAUGCAGCAAAAAGAAAUAUAUUAUUUUACCGGGAUAUGAAGAUGCAUUCAAUAAAAGAUAUAUCAUCAUUUGAGCAUACAUACAAAAGCCAUGUUACUGAGCCAGGGAUUAAUCAUUGGAUUGACAUUUCUCCAAUCAUCAAUAUUGCAACGAGCUCUCCACCAAUGAACUACAAUACAAAUAAAGAAAUAUAUAAGGAAAUCAAGAAUGAAAACCAGUUUAACGAAACAUCAAACAAAUCCAAAGUUCAUAAAGUAAAUCCAAAUAUUAUUCUGAAAAAGUCUUUGUUUCGGAAAUUGAAUAAGAAAGAGAGUAAAAAUAGAAACCAGGAAAAACUGAGGCCGAUAAGAAUGUUAACAAGAUUUCCCGAGGUUAAGUCUCAAAUGAAAUCUCAACGCAUGAUUAAACAUGUCUAUCGACAUAUACCAAAUAAUAAUUGAGUCAAGUUCUAAAAUCCCCAAGCCAAUUGUAGGAAUAAAGUUGUAAUGAUUAGACAA
Molecule: messenger RNA, 948 nt
Organism: Nezara viridula (southern green stink bug)
Lineage: Eukaryota; Metazoa; Arthropoda; Insecta; Hemiptera; Pentatomidae
Source: the annotation of a GenBank genome assembly